AUGUAUUUACCCAAAGUGGCCACUACAGGAGCACGAGACCCUACUAGUUCCAAAAUCACUCCCCACCUGGAGGCGAGCAGCCGAUCCCGGGGCUUUUCUUCCACCGGAGCCAGCAGGGGCUUCGGGCCCACGUGGGCCAGGAAUCCCGGCCGCCCUUGGCUCCUGGGGGCCGCUUUUGCCUUGGGGGGCACUUUGGGCGUCUAUCAGACGCUGCGGCACCGCUUCCAAGGGCCGGCCCCGCAGGCCAGGCAGGAGGUAGUCCAGCUCCCGGAAGGCAGGUUACAGCUGACCCUCUACCAAUACAAAACGUGUCCUUUCUGUAGCAAGGUGCGGGCGUUUCUCGAUUACCACCAGCUGCCGUACGAGAUUGUGGAGGUGAACCCCGUCAUGAGGAAGGAGAUUAAGUUCUCCGUGUACCGCAAGGUGCCGAUUCUCCUUGCCAACACUGGGAACACCCUGGUAAGAUUCCAGACUAACCAGGAACAGCUCGGCUUGGUGUUUUGGAAAUCCAAUCACCAGUUUUGAAGUAGUGUGGGAAGGAGGUUUGGCGGACUCUGGCAGCGGCUUUGCUGGAU
Messenger RNA from Pogona vitticeps (central bearded dragon), 575 nucleotides. The record is from RefSeq and is a predicted model, not a curated record. Lineage: Eukaryota; Metazoa; Chordata; Lepidosauria; Squamata; Agamidae.